Messenger RNA from Monoraphidium neglectum, 663 nucleotides. RefSeq lists its product as hypothetical. Gene Ontology annotation, cellular component: membrane. Lineage: Eukaryota; Viridiplantae; Chlorophyta; Chlorophyceae; Sphaeropleales; Selenastraceae. Bases 1 to 663 code for a protein of 220 amino acids. Gene Ontology annotation, biological process: proton transmembrane transport. Gene Ontology annotation, molecular function: diphosphate hydrolysis-driven proton transmembrane transporter activity; inorganic diphosphate phosphatase activity. The transcript has 5 exons. The record is from RefSeq and is a predicted model, not a curated record.
AUGUCGAUCCUCAUCUUCAGCCUCCUGGGGUCCAUCGCCCCCGAGGCCCCCCGCACCCGCCAGGACGAGCUGAAGAACGGCCUCUUCUCGACCAUCGCCUUCGUCCUGGGCGCCCUCACCUCGUGCCUCUCCGGCUACCUGGGCAUGAAGAUCGCGACAUACGCCAACGCGCGCACGGCGCUCGAGGCGCGCCGCGGCAUCGCGCCCGCGUUCAUGUGCGCAUUCCGCUCCGGUGCGGUGAUGGGCUUCCUGCUGGCCAGCCUGGGUCUGCUCAACCUGUACCUCGCCAUCGUGGCCUUCGGCAAGUUCUACGGCGACGACUGGCAGGGCCUGUUUGAGGCCAUCACCGGCUACGGCCUGGGCGGCUCCUCCAUCGCGCUGUUCGGCCGCGUGGGUGGCGGCAUCUACACUAAGGCCGCUGAUGUGGGCGCUGACCUGGUGGGCAAGGUGGAGAAGGACAUCCCCGAGGACGACCCCCGCAACCCCGCCGUGAUUGCCGACAACGUGGGCGACAACGUGGGUGACAUCGCCGGCAUGGGCGCCGACCUGUUUGGCUCCUUCGCCGAGGCCACCUGCGCCGCCCUGGUCGUCUCCGCCGUGUCGUCCCUGGGCAGGAGCCACGACUGGCCCGGUGAGCUUUUUCGGGCAGCGGCGUGGCGGUGA